Molecule: messenger RNA, 756 nt
Organism: Mollisia scopiformis
Lineage: Eukaryota; Fungi; Ascomycota; Leotiomycetes; Helotiales; Mollisiaceae
Product: alpha/beta-hydrolase
Exons: 2
Coding region: 1-756 (251 amino acids)
Source: RefSeq, a predicted model, not a curated record
AUGGCCUACCUGACGAUCGUGUUUUGUCAUGGAGCAUGGCAUAACGUUCAUUUCUUCGACAAGGUUAUUGCCAUCCUCGAACCUCUGGGAUACAGAUGUGUGACUGUACCACUUCCCAGUGCUUCUGGACGUGUGCCUCCCACCACGUCUCUCGACGAAGAUAUCGCUCCAAUCAGGAGUGCCGUCUUGAAAGAACUCGAUGCUGGUCAUGAUGUUCUUAUUAAUGCUCAUUCAUGGGGAGGAAUACCUGCGUCCACUGCCCUAGAAGGGCUAACCAAACCAGAACGAUUGGCGGAUGGAAAGACCACAGGAGUCAUCAAGAUGACUUACGUGGCUGCUUUCGUCCUGCCCGAAGAUAUGAGCUUGCAAGAUUUUGUUGGAGGUCCUCAACCAACAUGGAUCGUCGAUGAUGAUGGAAAUUUGAUACACAAAGGAGACCCUCGUGACAUCUUCUAUCAUGAUGUUGAUCCCAAGGAAGCUGAUGAAUGGACUGCAAAACUCAAAUCUCAAUCUCUAGCCAGCUUCACCACAAAAACGACAUCAGCUGCCUGGAAAAAGAUUCCCGCGGAGUAUCUCGUCUGUGAGAACGAUCGAGCUGUCCCAGCUGUUUUUCAAGAUAUAAUGAUAGGAAAGAUGAAGGAAGCCGGAGCAGAUGUUUCAACGACGAGACUGUCGACUGCGCACAGUCCGUAUCUGAAUAAGCCAGAUGCUGUUGCAGACUUUCUGAAAACGUCGUUUGCGAAAUCAUCUCAAUAA